Messenger RNA from Leguminivora glycinivorella, 1557 nucleotides. It is a transcript of the gene Nf-YA, whose product is annotated as nuclear transcription factor Y subunit alpha. The record is from RefSeq and is a predicted model, not a curated record. Gene Ontology annotation, cellular component: CCAAT-binding factor complex. Bases 155 to 1051 code for a protein of 298 amino acids. NCBI's taxonomy places the organism in Eukaryota, Metazoa, Arthropoda, Insecta, Lepidoptera, Tortricidae. The transcript has 9 exons. Gene Ontology annotation, molecular function: DNA-binding transcription factor activity, RNA polymerase II-specific; RNA polymerase II cis-regulatory region sequence-specific DNA binding. Gene Ontology annotation, biological process: regulation of transcription by RNA polymerase II.
GAAUUAUCGGAAAAGUUUCAUUUUACUCGGGAAAAUGUAUUACAUGUUUGAAGAAAUAACUUGAAAUCGGCCAUUUUGAUUGCGUUGCCUUGUUCAGUUCUAGCGAGUGACGUGAACAUCUUAUGACGAAGUACUUUUCCUAUUCCACUGAGCCAUGGAGCAUGCUCAGAUCCAGAGCUCGGAUGGUACACAGGUGAUGACCAUCAACGGACAGCAGCUGCAAGUACUGCAGAUGAACAGUGCGGGCCCGCACAUGAUCCAGGGACCCAAUGGGCAGCAGAUUGUGGUCCACGCUAUACCAACCACGGCACCUACUAUUCAGAUGGCUACACCCAAUGGACAGCAACUUCAGCAAUUGCAAGUUCUACCUCUGUCCAGUCUUCAAGGUGCAAGUAACAACAUACAGCCGAUGCAGCUGGUUCAAACAGCAGACGGGCAGACAUUCAUCUACCAGCCGACAGCCAGUGCUCAGCCUGCCAUAGACCAGCAUCAGAUUAUCCACCAACCUGCUGUCAUCAAUUUAAAUGGUAACCUGGUGCAAGUAGCGGGAGUCGGCAAUGCGGUGCAACAGCAGCAAAUUGUCAACCAGCCAGCCAACCAGCAUAUUGUUAUGAUGGUAAACAACAACAACAACAACAACACCGGGGCCAGCACAUCAUCAGCGCCGUCAGAAAGCGCGGCGUCGGACGAGGAGCCGCUCCUGUACGUGAACGCGCGCCAGUACAAGCGCAUCCUCAAGCGACGCGCGGCUCGAGCUAAACUGCAUGAGCAAGGAAAAAUACCUAAGGAGAGACCGAAAUAUCUACAUGAGUCCAGACACAGGCACGCAAUGAAUCGGAUACGCGGCGAGGGUGGCAGGUUCCAUUCCGGCAGUAGGAAGUGUAGGAAUAUGGAGAUGGCGGAGCAGGGCUCGGAGGACGAUCACAAGCCGCUGGAAGACAUCAAACCGGACACUGUAUCUAUCACUAUUAUUCAGGACGAAGAAUCCCAAGAGCGCCAACGGAGUCACUGGCGCCGUCUCGCGCCGCACCAACCCGUGCCCUCCGCGUAGCAUCUCUCUCUCUCUCACGCGCGGACUGAGCCCGCCCAACGGUCGCUUACUCUAGUUAUAUCAAACGUGAAGGGAUAGCUGAUAGCGCGCCGAGAAAAACUAUGGGGAUAACCGCUAUACGACUUCGCUCAUUCGGUCGGUGAGUUAGAAAUUGCUGUUAUAGUUGCUGUUAGGCUUCAGUGGAUGAUUGACAUACAGGCGGGCCGUAUUAUUGACAGGAUCACCCAACGUGAUAAUAAGUGGUACAUCAUAUACUGCCAGCCUGCAUACUUAGUCCUAUGCCCAUAAUAUUGGUAAGGCAAAUGGUUAAUUUCGUCUAGCUAGCCUUCUAGAAAAACCAACCGACUGAGAUCAGUGAAAUGCGGCGAUUUUAGAUGGCGCUCUCGAUGUUCCUGUUAUUGGACAGUCAAUUUGACAGAUGCCUUUCCUAUAGUUCGUGUGAAUGUUCAUUUAUUGGAUAUCUUACUUUUAACAGGCAUUUUUUUAUGUCAGCUACUGUAAAUUAC